Phascolarctos cinereus (koala) is the source of this 960-nucleotide messenger RNA. Its product is annotated as olfactory receptor 51L1-like. Gene Ontology annotation, biological process: G protein-coupled receptor signaling pathway. The record is from RefSeq and is a predicted model, not a curated record. Gene Ontology annotation, cellular component: plasma membrane. Lineage: Eukaryota; Metazoa; Chordata; Mammalia; Diprotodontia; Phascolarctidae. Gene Ontology annotation, molecular function: olfactory receptor activity; G protein-coupled receptor activity.
AUGGCGGACUUCAAUGCCAGUAUUGCCCUAUCUACCACCUUCUACCUCACUGGAAUUCCUGGCUAUGAGGCAAUACACCACUGGAUCUCCAUCCCUUUCUGCAUCCUUUACCUGAUUGGGAUAGUGGGAAACUGUACCAUCCUUUAUAUAGUCUGGACUGACCCAAGUCUCCACGAACCCAUGUACUAUUUCUUAGCCAUGUUGUCUCUCACUGAUAUGGGCAUGUCCCUUCCCACUGUUGUAUCUUUGUUUCGACUGUUGUGGUCCAUCUCCAGGGAGAUUGAAUUUAACACCUGUGUGAUACAGAUGUUCUUCAUCCAUACUUUCUCCUUCACAGAAUCAGCAGUGCUUCUAGCAAUGGCCUUUGACCGCUAUGUGGCAAUCUGUUAUCCCUUGAGGUAUUCCACCAUCCUCACCCCACAGCGCAUUGCCAAGAUUGGAGUAGCAGCUAUUCUCAGGAGCUCCCUCUGUAUCACUCCAUUAAUGAUCCGCCUUGCAUACUUCCCCUUCUGCCGUUCCCAUGUCCUGUCUCAUUCCUACUGCCUACAUCAGGACAUGAUUCGCUUGGCUUGUGCUGACAUUAAGUUUAAUGUAAUUUAUGGAUUAGUUUUGAUCACUAUUCUAUGGGGAUUGGACUCCCUAGGUAUUCUAGUUUCUUAUAUCUUCAUUCUCCGUUCUGUGCUAAGUAUUGCAUCCCGGAAGGAAAGGCUCAAGGCUCUCAACACAUGUGCCUCCCACAUCUGUGCUGUCCUCAUCCUCUAUGUGCCCAUGAUUGGUCUAUCUCUUGUCCACCGUUUUGCAAAGCAUGCCUCUCCCCUCAUCCACAUCUUCAUGGCUCACAUCUACUUGCUGGUGCCUCCUGUGCUCAACCCCAUAAUCUAUAGUGUGAAGACCAAGCAGAUUCGCACAGGGAUCAUUCGUCUAUUUGUCCCUAAGAAAAUUCACUCCAUGAGGGGGUAA